Microsporum canis CBS 113480 is the source of this 4317-nucleotide messenger RNA. Its product is annotated as cortical actin cytoskeleton protein asp1. The transcript is spliced from 9 exons. The record is from RefSeq and is a predicted model, not a curated record. Bases 1 to 4317 code for a protein of 1438 amino acids. NCBI's taxonomy places the organism in Eukaryota, Fungi, Ascomycota, Eurotiomycetes, Onygenales, Arthrodermataceae. Gene Ontology annotation, molecular function: 5-diphosphoinositol pentakisphosphate 1-kinase activity; inositol hexakisphosphate kinase activity; diphosphoinositol pentakisphosphate kinase activity. Gene Ontology annotation, cellular component: cytosol. Gene Ontology annotation, biological process: inositol metabolic process; inositol phosphate biosynthetic process.
AUGAAACGACCAGAGUUUCAAGCUGCCCCCAAUAGCGACAGAAACGACUGGGACAGCGAAGAUUUCAAGACAACGCUUGCAGACGCUUGCAGGGACCGUCGAACAACGAUCAACAAGCCCUUCCCUGCUAGUGCAACCCCACGUGGCGAAGAACGGCCGUCAGGACGAGCAAGACAAGGAGGGAACUUUUCCAUCUCGUCAAGCCCGCUGCUUUUCUUUUUUAUCUACCCACCAGAAAGACGAUCCGACAUUUUUAUCUUCCACGCCCAGCUAUAUAAAUACCUUAGUCCAUCAUGCAGCAAGGAUCAGGAUGGCCCAGAAUUAGAGCUGGAGACGGAGAAAGAGACGCCCGCGACAGCAGCCCAGCAGUUAGAAAUAGAGUCGACAGCAGAAUCAAUUCCUCAGUCUCUCGCCCUCCCGCCGUCACCGCCGCCGCCGCUCUCCCAAUCUCAUCCGGAGUCAUUAGUGGCGCCCAUUGAUUCUGCUUUCACCUCAAACUUCCAGCGCAACCCCCGCUACUUGACCGACCGCGGCGGUAAUCGGGUGUCCUUCUCCUCCCUUUAUUCGCUCACUUCAAGUAUUCACUCCGCGCCUGGAGGAGACAGAGAGAAGCUGCCUGGCACUGCGGCGUCCAGUGUUGACGGCUCUGUCAAACGCUCCACUAUGGACGACCCCCGGAGUACUCCUAGCGGAUUGUGCAGCCGGCCCGAUUCUUCACUGCACACGCCUUCUGGUCACUCUGUGCCAGGUACAUCUCCCUCUCCGGGAUCAACGUCUCCAGGCCUCGCUUCCUCAUUUCAGCACCAUCUAACUAAGCCAGAGGAUGGCAGGUCUCAGGCCUGGAUUUCACGGCCUUCACGCUCGUCGAGCAAGAAACCUCGACGCUUUAGCGCUAGCACUGGCGCAAGUAGUGCCAGUGAGGCAGAAGCACGUCUACCUCUCAUAGGCAGAAUUGGAGUUUGCGCUCUCGAUGUUAAAGCACGCAGCAAACCCAGUCGCAAUAUCCUAACUCGUCUGCAGUCCAGGGGUGACUUUGAGGUUAUUGUCUUUGGUGAUAAAGUUAUCCUUGAUGAAGACGUGGAGAAUUGGCCAGAAUGUGACUUUUUGAUUGCCUUCUUUUCUGAUGGCUUUCCCCUAGACAAGGCUAUCGCCUACGCAAACCUUCGAAAACCAUUCUGCAUUAACGAUCUACCAAUGCAGCAAGUUUUAUGGGAUCGUAGGUUAUGUCUUCGCAUUUUAGACCAAAUGGCAGUCCCCACACCCAAACGCGUGGAAGUGAACCGCGAUGGUGGCCCUACAUUGGCAUCUCCCGAGCUUGCACAGCAUGUCUACAAUCUGACUGGUGUGCGCUUAGAAGGCCCACCAGACGGUACGGGCGGUGGAACCCCGCGAACAAAGUCUGUCACCAUGUCAGAAGACGGGGAAGCUCUCAUCGUCGAUGGAAAAGUGUUUAGGAAGCCUUUUGUUGAGAAGCCCGUCAACGGAGAGGACCACAAUAUUCACAUAUACUUCCCUAAUGACCAAAAUUAUGGGGGCGGAGGCCGUCGGCUUUUCCGUAAAGUAGGCAACAAGAGUUCUGAAUACGAUCCCGACCUUAAAGUUCCUCGAUCCAUAACUGAGCCUAACGUCAGCUACCUUUAUGAACAAUUCCUACGUGUUGAUAAUGCCGAGGACGUCAAGGCAUACACUGUUGGCCCAGACUACUGCCAUGCAGAGACACGCAAAUCGCCUGUUGUCGACGGUUUGGUUCGUCGUAACACCCAUGGCAAGGAGCUACGAUACAUCACUAACUUAGGCAAAGAGGAGGCAGCAAUGGCCACAAAGAUAUCCAAUGGGUUCGGCCAACGUAUCUGUGGCUUCGACCUUCUCCGCGUUGGGGACUCUUCCUUCGUUAUAGACGUCAACGGCUGGUCUUUUGUUAAGGACAAUAACGAUUAUUAUGACAAGACUGCCAAAAUCCUCCGUGAUAUGUUCACACGUGAAAAACUGCGCAGAGAAGGGAAACUCGGCCUUUCAGAAACCACAAAUGAUAUGCCCCCAAACACGCCACACAUAACCACUCCUGGAUCACAUAGGCAUACUCUCAAGUCACUGUUGAAGUCUCCUAACAUAUCAGGGCUUCAUGGUAGUCUCUCUGGCCACAAAACACCCGUUCUCCCUCCGAGUACUAAGAGUGCAGCGGAAUCAGCUGCUCCACCUAGCAAGCCUAGCCAUGCCGAAGCCUCUGAAAGCACCAACUUAAGCCCCGAAAAAUCACCGCCCAACGCUCCAUCGCAACCAGUGGAGCCACCUACCGCUCCACCUCCAUCAUCUAAGCAUUCUUGGAAGCUCAAGGGUAUGGUGGCUGUAAUACGACAUGCGGACCGAACCCCCAAGCAGAAAUUCAAAUUCACAUUUCAUACCCAACCGUUCAUAGAUCUCCUCAAGGGCCAUGAAGAAGAGGUCAUUAUCCGAGGAUCUACAGCAUUACGUAGCGUGACUAAUGCUGUUAACUUAGCCUUGAAGGAAGGUAUCGAAGACAAAGAUAAACUCAUGCUACUGAAACGUUCACUGGAUCAUAAAGUUGAAUGGCCCGGCACAAAGGUUCAAAUAAAACCUAUGUUCCGACGCCGAAAUUCACAAGAAUUACAGUUGAAUCGCACAUCGCCUCUUAUCUCUCCGUUAACUAGAAGUGAUAUGACGCAAGCUUCGGCUUCCCCACCCCCUUCCGCUGACCCCGACCAGCCUCGUAUGGCGCGCAGUGACUCCCUAUCCGGUCCUACAUUCUCCCGGUUUUCAGCAGUGGAAAACGAUUUGGUGUUGGAUAAAUUGCAACUCGUGAUAAAAUGGGGCGGAGAACCGACACAUGCAGCCCGAUAUCAGUCCCAAGAUGUUGGGCUAACAAUGCGCGACGAUCUAAAACUCAUGAACAAGGAAGCGUUAAACGACGUUAGGAUGUUUACCAGCUCAGAGCGGAGGGUUAGUACAAGCGCCCAGAUAUUUGCGUCGACAUUCCUUGACCAGAAAGACCUCCCUGACGAUUUUAUCCAAGUGAGAAAGGACUUGCUUGACGACUCAAAUGCGGCGAAAGAUGUGAUGGAUAAGGUGAAGAAGAAACUUAAGCUACUACUACGAGAAGGCAACUCUGCUCCCCCUCAAUUUGCGUGGCCAAAGGAGAAUUUCCCGGAACCCUCCAUUGUUUUGUCUACACUUGUUGAGCUGAUGAAAUUCCACCGCUGUGUGAUGCGCCAUAACUUUCAGAAGAUAGAGACUCAUGGAAAUACCCAGCCUGGUGCGUUUGAGUCUUCAUCACCAUCUGAUAAGUCUCAAUUUACAGACAUACAAGGCCGAUGGUGUGCUGGAGAAGAUCCGCAACUCUUCAAGGAGCGUUGGGAGAAAUUGUUCAAAGAGUUUUGCGAUACAGAAAAGGUUGAUCCUAGUAAAUUGUCCGAACUCUAUGAUAGCAUGAAGUUCGAUGCACUACACAAUCGGCAGUUCCUAGAGUGGGUUUUUCUUCCGCCUGACGAUUUCAUUUAUGAGGGCGAGACCGACAAAGAACGGGCUGGCCACAUAACAUCUUCACAUUUCAUGGAACAUAACUCAAAUGGAAGCCCAGAGAGUAACGGCUCUAACAAUACCAACAACAGAACGCGGCCCCCUGGCCUUCUGGCGCCACUUGAGGAUUCUUACGACUCAUAUUUCAAGUUGUAUCCUGGCUCGACUCCUUCUAAGCCAAAGAUUGACAAACGUCUUUCCCGCCUUAAACAUUUGUACAGUUUGGCUAAGGUUCUAUUUGACUUUGUCACUCCCCAAGAAUAUGGCAUAGCCGACCACGAAAAACUCGAAAUUGGCCUUCUCACCUCUCUUCCUCUCCUUCAGGAAAUAGUAAUGGACCUAGAAGAGGUGCAAGCAUCACCAGAUGCCAAAUCAUUCUUUUACUUCACCAAAGAAUCCCACAUCUACACGCUACUCAACUGCAUUCUUGAGGGUGGACUAAAGACCAAGAUCGCUCGGCGGACAAUCCCGGAGCUGGAUUACCUAUCUCAGAUUUGUUUUGAACUCUACGAGGCCCGGGAUUCAGAGGCCGAGACGUUUUCUUAUUCAAUUCGCAUCUCAAUUAGCCCUGGAUGCCACACAUUCGAUCCAUUAGAUGUUCAGCUAGACUCUAGACAUGCAAUUGGAUGCGCACCUCGGCGGAGCCUUACAGCGCAUCAAGACUGGAAAGAAGUUAUUGAAACCUUGAAAGCAAAAUUUGAUACUGUCAAAUUACCCAAGUCGUUUAUCGCGAUCAACCUCAGUGAUAAACACGCCGCAGCUCGAGACGAUGAACAGCUGUAG